AAUAAAUUUAAAUCAACCUAAUGGACGAAGAAGUAUUGGCAGUCAUCAUUGACAACGGUACAGGAAUGUCUAAAGCAGGAUUUGCUGGAGAUGAUGCUCCUAGAUCUGUCUUUCCAACCCUCGUAGGAAAGUGUAAAAUGCCAUCUCUCAUGGUCUCUCUCGAGCAAAAGGAUGUCUAUGUCGGAGAAGAUGCUCAAAUAAAGAGAGGAGUCCUUAAUACUUCCAGCCCUAUAGAAGCAGGCUUUGUAAAGGAUUGGGAAGAUAUGGAAAAAGUAUGGAAGCAUACCAUCUAUGAUGAACUCAGAGUAACUCCUGAGGAGCACCCGAUGUUACUAUCAGAGGCACCCCAAAAUCCAGAUGAAAACAGAGAGAAGAUGACAGAAAUGAUGUUCGAAGUAUUUAAUGUCCCUUGACUUUAUGUACAACAGCAAUCAGUUCUAGCUUUGUAUGCUUCUGGAAAAACAACUGGGCUUGUGCUAGAUUCUGGAGAAGGAAUCACAAAUUCAGUUGCUAUCUAUGAAGGAUUUGCUAUUCCUCAUGCAAUCCAUAGAAUUCCUCUCGCAGGUAAAGAUAUUACAGAAUAUCUCAGAGGACUUCUGAAAGAAAGAGGUUACAGCUUUACCACUCCAGCUGAAAUCGAAAUCGUCAGGGAUAUUAAGGAAAGACUUUGCUUUGCAGUUGAGCAAGAUUUCGAUAAACAUAUGUCAGAGUCUAUUGACAACGUCCAAAUGGAAAAAUCCUAUGAGCUCCCAGAUCAGAGAAAUAUAGUUGUAGGAAAUGAGAGAUUCAGGUGCCCUGAAAUUCUCUUCCAGCCAGACCAUGCUGGCUUCAAAGACAUUGAGGGCAUCCAUCUGUAUUCUUACUACUCCAUUAUGAAAUGAGAUGCUGAUAUCAGAAAAGGUCUUUUCUCUAACAUAGUAUUAGCAGGUGGCUCAACUCUAUUCGAUGGAGUCAAUGAAAGGCUUAAAUAUGAAAUCCAACAAUUAGCUUCUUCCAAUAACAGAAUAGAAGUGACCUAUCCUCCAGAAAGAAAGUACAGUGUAUGGCUUGGAGGGUCUAUUCUGGGAGCUCUGUCCACAUUCCAGUCAAUGUGGAUUACAGAGGCAGAAUAUCAGGAAGAAGGAGCAUCUAUUAUCCAUAAGAAAUGAUUCUAAUUUCUUGCCCAAAGCAAAUUCUUUGACAAAAUUAUUAUAAAAAGCAGUCAAUU
Molecule: messenger RNA, 1207 nt
Organism: Moneuplotes crassus
Lineage: Eukaryota; Ciliophora; Spirotrichea; Euplotida; Euplotidae
Source: the annotation of a GenBank genome assembly